Molecule: messenger RNA, 3133 nt
Organism: Lethenteron reissneri (Far Eastern brook lamprey)
Lineage: Eukaryota; Metazoa; Chordata; Hyperoartia; Petromyzontiformes; Petromyzontidae
Product: potassium voltage-gated channel protein eag-like
Source: RefSeq, a predicted model, not a curated record
CGCCCGCGUGCCCCGUUCACUGCGAGGCGGAGACCGCCCCCCCACCCCCCCCAGGCAACCACCCUGGCGGUGGCGUUGUGGGCGUCCGGCAGUCGAAGCCACACGACCCGCGUGCGCUUUGAGCCACUCAGACUGGACAUCUGUGUGGGGGAAAUAGCUUCAGAGCUGCACUGAUUCAUCCCGCAGUCUCGAUACAGCUUCCAGUGAUGUUUGUGCAGAGCUGCGAUUAAUUACAAGGUUACGGUUCAUAUUAGAGGCUUUUUUUGGGGGGGUGAGAUCGCGUGAAUAUGAAUGCGUCGUUAAACCCGCCACCACCCGAUGCAGCCAAUUAGUAAGGUUCGUCACCUGAAAGCAAACGUGACAAUUCGUUACUGGUUCAGCACACCAGGUCGUGUGUCGGAAGAGAGUGAAACCCCACAACGUGAUUUACAAAUCGAGUUACCGUGACGUCUCGCCGGUAAAUACGACCAGCAGCGUCAGGCGACGGCCAGAGUUGUUGAAGAUCGUUGGGAACGAGUGGAGAUGCUGCUGCUGCUGCUGCUGCCGUUCACGAGAGAGAUGCUGCCGUUGAGACGCGCGCUCGUCGCGACGGCUGCCGUGGCGCUCUGCAUGUUGCUCGCAACUGUUACCAGGAACGUAAGAAAUCAAGAUUUCGUGUUGAACUCCAAGCGGGGCAUCUUAGCAACGAACAUGUCCUUGCCGCUGCAGACGAUGGUGCUCGACCUCAUGCCCAUCCUCAACCGCAUGCUGACGUGGCCCAACAAUGCCUCCCAGGCGGAGCUCUCUUCCCUGGCUGUGUCCGCGAACUUCUCCUCGUCACCGCUCUCCUCCAUGGCCAUGUACGUCUACAAUGUGACGGACAGGAGGAUGCUCCUGCAGCAGGAGAGACAUCCACGCCGGCAGUGCAUCUGCGUCGACUCCGCCAACCCGGACGAAACGAAUGUGUACGAUGUGAUUGUCCUGGGGAAGAACGAGCCGAUCAUCCCACAGCUGAUCUUUCCCCGUAAGCCCCUAACGGCGCAGGACAUCACUCCCAACUGCAACGUGCUGUGCUUUUCCGCGACACUUCAAGACGCGUCACUGCCCCCUUCUCCGCCUCUGUUCGGCGUCUUGGUGUCGAAGAACGCCACUCUCGCUCCUCAAGGUGGUGAUGGUGGUGGUGGUGGAGCCACGCGGCUGAUGGUGGAGGAGGUCAUCUUCGGCUCCACGUUUCCUCCCUCCCUGCCGACGGCGACCGUGCUCCCUGCAGCCCGCACGGCUCACCUUGCCACCCCUCCACGUCUCCAGUUCUCCUCCAGCACCACCACCACCACCACCUCCUCACUGUCUCCAGGUGGUGAUGGUGGUGGUGAUGGUGGUGGUGGUGGUGCUGAUGGUGGUGGUGGCGCUGAUGGUGGUGAUGGUGGUGGUGAUGGUGGUGGUGCUGAUGGAGCCACGCGGCAGACGGUGGAGGAGGUCACCCUGGGCCCCACGUUUCUUCCCUCCCUUCCAAAGUCGACCGUGCUCCCUGCAGCAGGCACCGGAGACGCAUUCCCGCCUCCUCCGCCCUCGAGUGACGCUCCCCCCGUGACCGCCGAUCGAUCGGACGAACGCGGCAGCUCCUCCGCAACGAGCAGAGGCACCGUGGCCGGUGCGGCGACCUCCCGCGGCCGUGACCUGGACUCGAGCACCUCCAACCGGACAGCCGAGCUCCAGCCCACGCCGCCGGCGAUGAUCGUGUGCCGGCCGCUGUGGCCGUGGCGACGGGUGUCGCCCGGUUGGAUCCCCGGCGAGGGCGCGCGCCAGGGCUGCGUGCUGCGCGCCUCGUGCGGGCAGCGACACGCGGGGACGCUGCUCGUCCUGCGCUACCGGGCGGGUUCCGCGGGACCACGGACUGGCGCCCGCCCCGGCCACGUGCUGCUGGUCUCAAGGGUGCAACGUGGGGGGCGACAGGAGCCAAGGGCGAGUCCGAUGCCUCGUUGGGUCCCGGUUUGUGCGGUAUCGGUGCGACAAGAGGAGGCAGCUCUGCUGGAGGGAGAAGACCCUGCACGUCACCUGGGACGCAAGCGACCUUCCCCUCCAGCCUAGCAGCAGCUGCUGCCGCAUUCGGGACGCAUCACACCCCCCACCCCACACACACCGCAGCUUGGGAGGCGGCAUAGACGAAACUUUAACACCAUUUUUGUAUCGUAGUUUUCCUGCUGGCAUCACGGCCCGAGAUGAAACUUCCACGUGGAACGUCACAUUGUAUCAUAACUUCAGACGAGCCCUGUGGAGGGCGACAAGUGUUUUACUUCAGAGCUCAACAGUGCAGUGAUAGUUGUAUUUAUUAGUUUGGGGGAUGUGGAAAGAACGUGCGUCGCACGACAAAAUCAAACUCGGAUUAAUCGAGUUUUUUUUUUACUGAAACGUGUCAAAUGAAGGUACGGUCCAAAUGACAGGAAGGUUCUUUGUGCGCUGGCAUUUGUGGCCACAGGUGGAGUAAAGAUCAUCAGCGAACAACUCGAGCGACUGGUUGAAACACCAUGGAAGUUGAAUCCUCAAUUUGAAUGCAGAAUCUCAGCAGCGUGGGCUCAGUGCCACCGCCAAUGAGCACUCCCCUUAGCCACUCAGACACCUUCGAAAGGACUGAAUAACACUGGUCAACAAAAACAAUUUCUGGCCUGGACUUUUGCAGCUGUUUUAGACUAAUUUCAGGGUGCUGAUUCCAAAUCUGAUCUCAGAUUUGCUCUAUCACAUCUCAUUUUAUGCUAUCGGCAUACCCCAUUUUCAUUGAUUUUACCCGAAAUUAACUCUGUCACUUAUGAUCGCAGGUCGUUGCGAGUCAGUGACUGCUUUAGUGUUAAAAUAUGGUGCUGUAUUUUUUGAAAAGUGUAUUUAUAAUAUAAUUUUAUGUAGAUAUCCACAUUUAUUUAAUAUUUUUCUUCUGCAGUUUUUAUUGAAAAUGCAAUAUUUGAGAUCUCAAAAACCUGAUUUGAUGAGACAAAAACUGAUGCCAGAUUCAGAAUCAGCACCCCAAAAUUACCUUAAACCCGUUGAAAUACCUUAUGCCAGAAAAAGUGUGUUGACCAGUGUUAUUCAUAGUAAAGGUUUUGGGGUGAGAUCGCGUUAUUUAUAAACGUGUCGCAACCCUCCACCACCCGACACGGCCAAU